AUGCCUCCCCCACAUGGUUCGACCAUCUCCUCGGGCCCCGACAAAGCCCUCGCACGGAACAUCGCCGAAGCAAACCUCUUCCUCUGCAAGGUCAACCUCCGCACAUUCCAAGACACCUUCGCCUGGGCCGACCUCGCCGCCGCCUUCCGCCACGGCGAGGCCAGCGCCAGGCUCGGGUUGUUCGGCACAGCGUCUUACAUGGCUGUAUCCAAGAUCAAGAAGUUCGUCCUCGCGCAGAUCCACAUCGGAGACCGCAUGUCGGGCCCGCCACCAGAUACUGGACUACCGCCCAUUACGAGCGCGCAGGAUGCGGCUUAUGUGGACGAGAUACUGUGGUGCUUGACACUGGCGAAGGGUGCGGCGCCGAGUGCCCAUUAUGAAGACGAUUCGGACGAUGAGAGCGACGAGGACGUGCUAGCUUGUGGUAGGCCGGGGUGCGAUAACACGACUACUACGCCGAGCGACUUCAAGCGCUGCGGUGGGAAGUGUCCGAUGCAUCUCAAGCCGUACUACUGCUCCAAGGAGUGUCAGAAACAGGACUGGCAGCGUCACAAAGCCGAAUGUCGACGCCUCGACGCGUCUGAGGAGAAGCACAUCACGUUCACAACGCUCCAAGGCAAACAAGCCGAGCUCGACCUCUCCGGCCUGAAGAACAGCAAGGUCGAAGUGGCAAAGCAUGUCGCGGGGAGCUACGACUUUGUGCGCAAAGACAAGCGCGUCCCUCCCAGCCUUGCCGCCUUCUUCGGGGAGAUGGAGGCGGCUGCUAGCGAGAAUAAGAACGGACAGACGCCCGAGGAGUUCGUAAGGAUGAUAGAGAAGUGGCCGAAGCACUUUGUGUUGCCUCAUCACUGA
Messenger RNA from Peniophora sp. CBMAI 1063, 852 nucleotides. Lineage: Eukaryota; Fungi; Basidiomycota; Agaricomycetes; Russulales; Peniophoraceae. The record is from the annotation of a GenBank genome assembly.